This is a messenger RNA of Rotaria socialis, 720 nucleotides long. The record is from the annotation of a GenBank genome assembly. Lineage: Eukaryota; Metazoa; Rotifera; Eurotatoria; Philodinida; Philodinidae.
AUGAAUAAUCAACUAGACGAUCACAUUCCUAUUGAUGUACGCUUGAGAAAAAAAUCUCGAGAAUCGCAUCCAUUAACACGUAAAUCUCGUUCGAUAAGUCGUUAUAUUCUUGGUAGUAAACAUUCAAGUAUUGAUCUAACUGCACAUGAUAUUGAUAUAACACGUUGUUUAACAUCGUUUGGAAUAUUUGAUUCCUAUGAUUUAUGGGCAAGUGUAACAUUAUUUCGAGAUUAUAGAACCUGUCGACGUUUAUUUAUAAUAACAAAUAAAAAUGAAUUAAUUAUCGGUAAAACAAAUCAAAAGCGAUCAUUAUUGAAAAUAAAAUAUCGCAUUGAUUUAAAUCGUGUAUGGUUAUACACAAAUAUAGAAAAUUUAAAUGAACCUAUCGUAUCAGAAAUAACAUCAUUGACUUAUUAUGAUUAUCAUCGUACAUUGAUUCUUGGUUGGCCAUUAGUAGAAAAUUUUCUUGUUGAAUUCGAUUCAAAAGAUAUUCGAGACAUUUGGUAUACGCGUAUUCAAUCAAAUCUAAAUUUUUGGUGGCAAUUAAACAAUUCCAAUUUUGAACAUGUUCGCAUCGUUAUUGAUCAGAAUCAAGAAUGGGAUCAAAAUAAUAAUACAACUUCGUUUUUAAUCCGUAAAGUAAUCAACAUUCGACCACAAGAAACCGUUCGAGAUUUAAUUAAAAAAUGUAUUGAUGCAUGUCAUCUUCGAGUAUGUUAA